Verticillium dahliae VdLs.17 is the source of this 1341-nucleotide messenger RNA. Its product is annotated as L-asparaginase. The transcript is spliced from 2 exons. NCBI's taxonomy places the organism in Eukaryota, Fungi, Ascomycota, Sordariomycetes, Glomerellales, Plectosphaerellaceae. Gene Ontology annotation, molecular function: hydrolase activity. Bases 1 to 1341 code for a protein of 446 amino acids. The record is from RefSeq and is a predicted model, not a curated record.
AUGGAAUACAAGUCGCAGCGGUCUGAGACCCUCAAAGUCAAGCCGCGGCUCAUUAUACACGGUGGCGCGGGGAACAUUACACACGCCUAUCUCCAACCGAAGGACUGGGAAGCCUACCGGAAAUCACUUCUCACCAUUCUCGCAAAAACCAACACCUACAUGACGACCCGGCUCUCCACGGGCCGGCUCCCCAGCGCUCUCGAGACGGCGACCCACGCCGUCAGCCUCCUGGAGAACGACCCGCUCUACAACAGCGGCCACGGCGCCGUCUUCACGCGCGACGGCAUCAACGAGCUAGAGGCCUCAGUCAUGGUCUCGCGCGGGCACAAGAAGCGCGCCGUCGGCGUGUCGGGCGUGCGCCGCGUGCGCAACCCCAUCCUCCUGACGCGCGCCGUCCUCGAGCACGGCGAGGACGACCUCGAGGUCGCCGCCGGGCGCCCCGACGUGCCCUCCGCCCAGGGCCACGGACACCUCCACGGCGACGAGCUGACGGCGGCGCUGGCGGCGCGGUAUGGGCUCGAGACGGUGGCGCCGGCCUACUUUUUUACGCAGAGGCGGUGGGACGAGCAUGUCGAGGCGCUGCGGCGCGAGGACCGCGAGGGCGCCGUGGCGGCGACGUGGAGCGACAAGGUGUUUCUGCCGCAGGGGACGUGCGGGGCCGUUGCGCUGGAUGAAGAGGGCGUUGUUUGCGUGGCGACCAGCACCGGCGGACUCACGAACAAGCUGUCCGGCAGGAUCGGGGACACGCCGACCGUGGGGGCUGGUUUCUGGGCUGGCGAGUGGGAAGAUGACGAGGAUGACCGCCUCGGAUCGACCGCGUGGGACUCGGGCGUGCGGGGCGUUCUCGGUCGUCUUGGAUCCAGUGUUGGCAUCAGUGACGGGCUUCGGCGACUGUUGGCCGACUGCCUCCCCCGACCUUUGAUGUACACGCCACUUCCGACUCGAGGGGGCGGCUUGACGACGGUAACUCGAUCCUUUGCUGGGUCUGGAACCGGCAAUGGGGACUCGUUUCUGCGAGUUGACGCGUUGCACUCCGUGGCGUCUCGUGCACAGUGGAAGCGGGAGCCCAGCGCGAAGGCCUUGUCGGCUGUUGCAGGCCCCAGAGGUGAGCUGCAGAAGAGCGCAGGUGAUCGUUGGGGUCGCACAGGCGAGGGGCAGGGCGGCAUCAUCGGGAUCGAGUUGACUGUUGUGCGCGGGCCGCAGGGCGAUGUCCUAGAGACGCGAUCCGAGGUUCUGCAGGACUACAACUGUGCCGGCAUGUUUCGGGCAUGGGUUGACGAUGAUGGAAGGAGCCAUGCGGAGGUCUGGCGCGGUGACUCGACUGUGGGGGGUAUCUAUUGA